Messenger RNA from Olea europaea var. sylvestris, 1791 nucleotides. Its product is annotated as blue-light photoreceptor PHR2. The record is from RefSeq and is a predicted model, not a curated record. Bases 83 to 1459 code for a protein of 458 amino acids. The transcript is spliced from 4 exons. Gene Ontology annotation, biological process: photoreactive repair. Lineage: Eukaryota; Viridiplantae; Streptophyta; Magnoliopsida; Lamiales; Oleaceae. Gene Ontology annotation, molecular function: FAD binding; DNA binding.
CAACAGAAAAACCAAAACACAGCCAAACCAGAGGAGUAGAUCAAGUUAAAAAGCUUAUCUUCAUCUUCUCCAUUCUCCACAAAUGGAUUCCAAAAUCCAAAUUCAUCCAGAAAAUCCUGAAUCUCAAGCCCCUUCAGAGGACCAGAAUCAAACCCAGAUUCCUUCCAUUCCUAUAGCUUCAAUUUCUCUAUCACUUUCCACUGUUCUUCCUUCCCAUUUUCUCUCCCCUUCCCAAAAAAUCGCUUCAAUCUUCAAUCCUCCAAAUAAGGUGAAAAUCCCAUCUCAAAUUUCAUCGCUUUCCCACCUUUCAAUUUCCUCCUCACUUUCACCUGGGAAGCCAUUUUUCAAAUCGACCAUUUCUGCAAACCCACUUCAAAGCCCACUUACUCUAAAUCCCCUUCGGCCCUCUGAGCCAUCCAAUGCCGCCGCACUCUGUCGUGCCUCCAUUGUUUGGUUCCGGAAUGACCUACGGGUCCAUGAUAAUGAGUGCCUUGCUUCUGCCCAUAACGAGUCCAUGUCUGUGCUUCCAGUUUACUGCUUUGAUCCACGGGAUUAUGGGAAAUCUUCGUCGGGAUUUGAUAAGACCGGCCCUUAUCGUGCCACUUUUUUGAUAGAGUCCGUUUCUAAUUUGAGGAAGAAUCUGCAGGCACGCGGGUCGGAUCUUGUGGUCCGGAUUGGAACGCCCGAGAGUGUGCUGGUGGAGCUGGUCAAGGCUGUGGGGGCCGAGGCAGUGUAUAUGCACAGGGAGGUUUCUUACAACGAGGUGAAAGCAGAGGAGAAGAUCGAGACGGUGAUGAAGGAUGAAGGAGUAGAGGUGAAGUACUUCUGGGGAAGCACAUUACACCAUUUGGAGGAUUUGCCAUUUAAGUUGGAGGAAAUGCCAACAAAUUAUGGGGGGUUUAAGGAGAAAGUGAAGGGAUUGGAGGUGAGGAAGACGAUCGAGGCGAUAGAUCAGAUGAGGGGAUUGCCGGCCAGAGGGGACGUGGAGCCUGGGGAGAUACCUUCAUUGGUGGAUUUGGGUCUUAACCCAAAUGCAACCAUGGGUCAGAAUGGAAAACUAGCCGCUGAUGCUUCUCUUGUGGGAGGAGAGACUGAAGCAUUGCAGAGGCUGAGAAAAUUUGCAGACGAAUGCACGGCAAAACCACACAAGGGAUCUGAGAAUGGGGCCAAUGAGAGCAUAUUUGGCGCAAACUUUUCUUGCAAAAUAUCCCCUUGGCUUGCUAUGGGAUGCAUUUCUCCUCGCUCCAUGUUCGAUGAGCUGAAGAAGUCUACUUCAAGUCUAAUCUCUGGUUCCUGCAACAAGAAAGAUGGUGGUAGUAGCUCAUCAGAUACUGGAAUGAACUGGUUGAUGUAUGAGCUUCUGUGGAGGGACUUCUUCAGAUUCAUUACCCGGAAAUACAGCUCUGUGAAACAACACAGUGAUGUUCCGGUGACAGCUUGUUCAGGUGCUGCAGCCUAAGGAGAGUGUCGAUGAAAAGUAAACAUGAGGUUUUCUUUUGUAUCCUACUGUUCAAUCAGGUCUGUAGCUUUUCGGUGCUGGAAUGGAGCUCUAUUAUUAGACAGUUUCUCACUGAAAUUGUGUUUGGCUGCAAAAAUAAUGCUGAACAUAGUUGUACCAUUAUUGAGGCUGUUAGUUUCUGACUUUUUGGUGUUUAUUUGCGUUGUCUGGAAGCAGUUCAUUUGUGUUCGGUUAUUUAUGGUAUGCCAUAUGUUUAAACAAUAAGAGAAGAUUGUAUCAAUAAACUAUUGUCCAUUUUCUAAUCAAACCCAUGCAACCGAAAUUUCGUGUCU